GCUUGUGACAAGAAGAACAUUGUUCCUCGCCGACACAGUCACAACCAGCAGAUUCCACAAUCUUGAGCUCAUGGAAGCACUCUAAUACCCGUCGUUCGCUCGCUCGCUAUCACCAUCCAUCUGCUGUUCUCUGCAUAGCUAUAUCCCCCUACCUCUCGCCCACCUCGAUUUGCAACUUCUCUCGCAGCAGUAAUAGCAGCAGACAAACAAAAUGGCUACGAAUUCGAUCAAGCUCCUUACUGGCAAUAGCCAUCCUCAGCUUGCGAAGCUGGUUGCGGAUCGACUGGGAAUCGAGCUUGCAAAGACGAUGAGCUUGAACUAUUCGAACCAGGAAACCAGCGUUACGAUCGGAGAAAGCGUUCGAGAUGAAGAUGUAUUCAUCCUCCAAUCCACCGCGCCCGGCGAUAUCAACGACGGCCUCAUGGAACUCCUAAUCAUGAUCAACGCCUGCAAGACCGCGUCCGCGCGCCGCAUCACGGCCGUGAUCCCCAACUUCCCCUACGCCCGCCAGGACAAGAAGGACAAAUCGCGGGCGCCCAUCUCCGCAAAGCUGAUUGCCAAUAUGCUGCAGACGGCGGGCUGCAAUCAUGUUAUCACCAUGGAUUUGCAUGCCAGCCAGAUUCAGGGCUUCUUUAAUGUGCCGGUGGAUAAUCUGUAUGCGGAGCCCAGUACGCUGAGGUGGAUUAGGGAGAAUUUGGAGGUUAAGGAUUGUGUGGUUGUUAGUCCGGAUGCGGGGGGUGCUAAGAGAGCAACAUCCAUCGCCGACCGCCUCGACCUCGGCUUCGCACUCAUCCACAAAGAGCGCGCGCGUCCCAACGAAGUCUCCCGCAUGGUGCUGGUCGGCGACGUCGAAAACAAAAUCGCCAUCCUCGUCGACGACAUGGCCGACACCUGCGGCACGCUCGUCAAAGCCGCCGAGACGGUCAUGGCGCACAAAGCGCGCGAAGUCGUCGCAAUCGUGACUCACGGCAUCCUCAGCGGGAACGCGAUCGAGACCUUGAAUAAGAGCAAGUUGAGCAGGGUGGUGGUUACGAAUACGGUGCCGUUGCUAGAUAAGCAGGAGAGGUGCGAGGUGCUGAAGGUUAUGGAUAUUAGUCCGACGCUGGCGGAGGCGAUACGGAGGACGCAUAAUGGGGAGAGUGUUAGUUUUUUGUUUACGCAUGCGCCGACGGACUGAUUGAUUAGAGGGGAUGGGUGUUAGAGGAGAGAAAAUUGGGAGCAUGGCGUUGGAUGGUGGUUUGGUUCUUUUGCGAAUCAAUGGAAGUCUUACUUGGGUUCAUUGGCUGCUCGUGUCUGUGUUAUGGAGGUAGAAUAUGCAUUUUGCUCUGCUUCUUAUAUAAGAGGGAAGGGGUGUGAG
Messenger RNA from Mollisia scopiformis, 1357 nucleotides. RefSeq names its product phosphoribosyl pyrophosphokinase. Gene Ontology annotation, biological process: purine nucleotide biosynthetic process; ribonucleoside monophosphate biosynthetic process; 5-phosphoribose 1-diphosphate biosynthetic process. The record is from RefSeq and is a predicted model, not a curated record. NCBI's taxonomy places the organism in Eukaryota, Fungi, Ascomycota, Leotiomycetes, Helotiales, Mollisiaceae. The transcript is spliced from 4 exons. The coding region runs from base 212 to 1177 and encodes 321 amino acids. Gene Ontology annotation, cellular component: ribose phosphate diphosphokinase complex; cytoplasm. Gene Ontology annotation, molecular function: magnesium ion binding; ribose phosphate diphosphokinase activity.